AAUUUCGUUCACCUGAGGAAGCUGAGGAGUGACGCGCGGCAACACUGUACUAUUAAAUGCUCAGUAGGUUCCCAGACAUUCCAGAGGGAAGGUGUAACAUUUUGCUCUCCCCUCAAUAUCCCCGCCUUGCCCUACGUCACACUCUAUUAGCGAGUAAGCCGCCAUGGGUUCCCGCCACGCCUUGCCCUGCCUGGUGGUGCUGCUGCUGGCUGCCUGGGGACACUGCGGCCUUACCGUGGUCAGCGAGGUGAUUCCUAUUGAAGGAGACAACUACCUCAUGAACUGCCAGGGAAGCGGUGAUCUGCGUUUCUUCAUGCUACACAACAAAGGGAAAAUGUUGCAGCCAGCUUACUAUGAAACUCUGCGCAUCGAAGUCUUCCACAAUGCAUCCGUUUUCUUUGAGAGCAUCAGUCUGGAACACGUGGGAACGCAUCUGUGCAUUCGCAACAACGGGGGCCAGGACCAUGGUUACCCUACCCCCCUCAAAGUGCGCCCCCUGCCUUCUGACAACCUGUGGGAGGACGUGUACAGGUCCAAGUUCAUAACAGGCUUCAUUGCUGCUUUUGUCAUUGCCUCGCUGUUCAUCCUGGGCUGCCUCGUGCACAAGUACCAGUGGCAGUCUCCUGAUAAAGACACCUCCCCCCAUCAUCAUCAACAGUGCCUACAUCAACCCCGCCAUGGUCACUGAUGAUACAGAGUCGGGGUGCAGCACCAAGAUGUAGGUCAGAGCCAGGUCAAGUUAGGUCAGGUUAGAUCACAGGUGAGGACAGUGUUUUUAUUAUCACUAGGUUAGGUCAGGUCAGGUUAGGUCAUUGAGGAUAAAGUUUAUUAUUAUUAUUAUUAUUAUUAUUAUUAUUAUUAUUAUUAUUAUUAUUAUUAUUAUUAUUAUUAGGUUGGAUCAGGUUUGGUCAGAGAUGAGAAUAAAGGUGUUUUAUUUGUAUAUUUUGUAUGAUUUCAUGUUCAUAUUUUAAUUGGGAAAGAUUGAAGUUAAGAAUUAUUGUGUGGAUGAGAGAGAGAGAGAGAGAGAGAGUGUGUGUGUGUGUGUGUGUGUGUGUGUGUGUGUGUGUGUGUGUGUGUGUGUGUGUGUGUGUGUGUUUCACGAGCCUAAUUAGAAUAUUUGUUUCCGUUGGUUGUGACGGGUAAAAAUUUUCACUGCUCUAAGUCUCUGCAGUGUGAGAUAUCUUUUUAUUUGUAUUUAUGUAUGUGAGAGAAAGUAUUAUGUUAUUGUGAGAAAAUAAGAUUAUCCUCCAGUUUGUUAUUGUAUAUGGCAAGUUCAAUUCACAAUCCCAGUUAGGUUCUGUAGUACAAGUAUUUUUUUUAUUAUUAUUAUUAUUAUUGUUGUUGUUAUUAAUGCUUUCUUAAUGUAUAUAGCAAAGUAUUGUGUUAUAGUCGUGGUGAAGUAUUUAAAAUUAUUCUCCCACUGUAGUCUAGAAGUUAUAAUUUGUUUCAUCCACGAGAACUUUUAAUGUCCAAAAAUGUGCUGUUUCUCGUUCAUUAUUCACACAAACAGUUGAAUUAAUACACAUAUACAUAAAAUCACAAAAAUGAAUAUAUAGAAGCAAAACAAGGUAGAAAAAGGUAGAACUAGAUAGAAAAGAAAGAAAGCUCAUGUGUUUUUUAUCAGUUUAUGUAUUUCUUUAAUCCAGUACAUGAAAAUAAACCACUAAAUAAAUAAA
Molecule: messenger RNA, 1676 nt
Organism: Scylla paramamosain (green mud crab)
Lineage: Eukaryota; Metazoa; Arthropoda; Malacostraca; Decapoda; Portunidae
Exons: 6
Coding region: 164-688 (174 amino acids)
Source: RefSeq, a predicted model, not a curated record